Messenger RNA from Penicillium pulvis, 708 nucleotides. RefSeq lists its product as uncharacterized. The coding region runs from base 1 to 708 and encodes 235 amino acids. The transcript has a single exon. Lineage: Eukaryota; Fungi; Ascomycota; Eurotiomycetes; Eurotiales; Aspergillaceae. The record is from RefSeq and is a predicted model, not a curated record.
AUGUCACUUCUCUCAUCUCUCCCAACCCGGGAGGUAGCUGGAAUCACAAUCCCAGAUACCCCACUGGUCAACAAAACCAUCGCUUACGUGCGAGACCAGGUCGAUGACUUUACAUACAACCAUGUCAUGAGAAGCUUCCUAUUCGCCAUCACCUUUGUUCCUAUCGUCACUGCUUCGGCGCCCGACUAUCCCAUUGACUAUGAGGUCAUCGCUAUCAGCACGCUUCUUCACGAUCUAGCCUGGGCAGUAAGCAGCGAUAAGUGCACCCCAGACAAACGAUUCGAAGUCGACAGCGCCAACGCGGCAAGAUUAUUCCUAGUCAAAGAAACUGGGAAUGAUGCUAGCUGGCCCAAUCAUCGCGUGCAGGUCGUCUGGGAUGCGAUUGCAUUGCAUACCACCAAUUCCAUUGCUAUGCACAAGCAGCCCGAAGUCAUGCUUGCCCACAUAGGAAUCUCAGCUGACUUCAUUGGGCCGAAUAUCAUUCCAGGAGGAAACGGCCCAUUAACUUCGGAGAUUUUCAAUGAUGCUGUCAGUUUGUUUCCGAGACAGAACUUCAAAGAAGGUGUGAGGGAGCUUAUGUGCGAUUUGUGUAAGACGAAGCCCCAGACGACAUAUGAUAACUUCGUUGGUGAGUAUGGAGACAAGUAUGUGGAAGGUUAUGAUAGAACUGGGAAGAAAGUCAUUGACUUUCUUGAGACUGCUAUCUAA